AUGGCCUUACAUUGUCUUUCCACCUCCCACGACGACCCAUACUCACUCACCUUCAUCACAGCAACAAGGACUCUGGCUAUGGGCAUCAAAUUCACUGCACCCAAGACCGUGGUGUCUGCAUCCGAACACAGACUGAUUCGGUGCCAAGGAGGUCCUGAUCCUCGGCGACGGCAUCCUCCUUCCGGAUGGAACAUCGUAGACGACCUGCGCAGCUCGACAGAUACGCUGGAAGAGAGGCAGGCCGUGACACUCCUGGGCAAGGGUGCCCUCAGUAUGUGGUAUGAUCCAAAGACCGAGAAGGAUGCAGACACACUGGUGCGGCUCAAACAAACGAGGCAGGAGCUCGACUCUCGAGUGAGGACCUACAGAGGCUUGCAUCACGGCACGGUUCAUGUCAAUCCCGCCACCAUUCCGGAGGAUCUACAGGAGACGGGCGCGGAAACAGUCGAGCUCACUUGGAAAGACACUCCCGAGUAUACCGAAUGCUCUGAUGGCUCUACCGCGGCCCGCUUCAAGCGGACUCCCGAGUGGGCCACGGCGCCCGGACUGAGGGGCUCCCGCGUCAUCUGGCUGAUGACGGGCAUGAGGGAUGCCGUGGGGCAGCACACACAGGGCUCCUCCAUGCUUGAUGCCAGCGGCGUGUCCACGUUCGAAGGGGCCAUCUACCACUUGCCGCUUGUGGUCACGGAGACUGCAUCAUCUGUGGUGUCUGCUGGGCAGCAGAGAAACCAGCAGCAGAAACCGAGGAGCGUGCGGUAUGAUCAGGCGGACAUACAAGGGUGA
Molecule: messenger RNA, 783 nt
Organism: Dioszegia hungarica
Lineage: Eukaryota; Fungi; Basidiomycota; Tremellomycetes; Tremellales; Bulleribasidiaceae
Exons: 1
Coding region: 1-783 (260 amino acids)
Source: RefSeq, a predicted model, not a curated record